AUGGCAAAGCAUAGAGCUCUCCUGUUUCCUUACGUUUUCUCCCUUCUCAUACUCACUAUGAGCUUAUUGUGCAAAGCCAUUGAUGAUGAAGACAGAAAGCCAUAUAUUGUCUACUUGGGAUCACUUCCUAAUGAUGAGGCCUUCUCACCAUUGUCUCACCAAAUCGGUAUACUCGAAAGAGUUGUGGAGAGCACUUCUGCUUCUAAUUUCUUGAUAAGAAGCUACAAAAGGAGCUUCAAUGGGUUUGCUGCCAAGCUCACUGACCAAGAAAUAGAAAGGCUUGCUAACAUGAAGGAAGUAGUCUCUGUCUUUCCAAGCACAAACUUCCAACUUCACACAACAAGUUCUUGGGAUUUUAUUGGUCUCAAUGACGAAACCAAACGAAAUUCUACUACUGAGAGUGAUGUUGUCGUUGGUGUAAUCGACACUGGAAUUUGGCCCGAAUCGCAGAGCUUCAAUGACGAAGGUUUUAGUCCGGCUCCCAAGAAGUGGAAAGGUGUUUGUGAAGGUGGCAAAAAUUUCACUUGCAACAACAAGAUCAUUGGAGCUCGGCGUUACAACUCAUCAUCAGCAAGGGAUGAAAUUGGACAUGGAUCCCACACUGCCUCAACGGCAGCAGGGAAUGCCGUUAAGGGCGCGAGCUUUUAUGGUCUAGCACAAGGUACUGCAAGAGGAGGAGUUCCCUCUGCGAGAAUUGCUGCCUAUAAAGUCUGCGAAUUCGAUAAGUGCCCUGGAGAGGCUAUCAUGGCUGCUUUUGACGACGCUAUUGCUGAUGGAGUUGACAUCAUUACAAUUUCACUUGGAGGCACUUUCGUCACUUCUUUCGAUAAGGAUCCUAUAGCCAUUGGCAGUUUUCAUGCAAUGAAGAAAGGGAUACUAACCGCACAUUCUGCAGGCAACAGUGGCCCUGAAGAGGGUACCGUAGUAAGUGUAGAACCAUGGGUACUUACAGUUGCAGCAAGUGGCACAGAUCGCCGGAUCAUUGACAAGGUUGUUCUUGGAAAUGGAAGGACACUCAUCGGGAAUUCGGUGAACUCUUUCACAUCCAAUGGAACAAGUUAUCCUUUGGUAUAUGGAAAAGAUGCUACAAGUCAUUGCUCCAAUUCCGAUGCUCAGAGUUGUUUAGCAGGCUGCAUAGACAGUGAUUUAGUCAAGGGAAAGAUUUUGGUAUGUGAUGCGUCUGAUGGAGAUAUAGUGGCUCGUCAAGCUGGUGCACGAGGUUCCAUUGUGUAA
Prunus dulcis (almond) is the source of this 1233-nucleotide messenger RNA. Its product is annotated as subtilisin-like protease SBT4.3. The record is from RefSeq and is a predicted model, not a curated record. Lineage: Eukaryota; Viridiplantae; Streptophyta; Magnoliopsida; Rosales; Rosaceae. Bases 1 to 1233 code for a protein of 410 amino acids. Gene Ontology annotation, molecular function: serine-type endopeptidase activity. The transcript has a single exon. Gene Ontology annotation, biological process: proteolysis.